Meleagris gallopavo (turkey) is the source of this 1349-nucleotide messenger RNA. NCBI's taxonomy places the organism in Eukaryota, Metazoa, Chordata, Aves, Galliformes, Phasianidae. The record is from RefSeq and is a predicted model, not a curated record.
AUGACAAUCAGUACGAGGGGAAAACACAUCAAGAACAGCACUAGCAAUUCAACAGUGAAGGUCUCAGUCCUGCGGAGCCCUUUCUACUCUUCUUUCCCACAGCUGGUGUCCGCCCUGCACAGCCUCACCCGGCACGUCGUGUUCCGCGGCUUGACGGGAGCCGAGGACAUCCUCGCUCUGUUUCCAGAAAACUUCCACCAAAACCUGAAGAACCUUUUAACUAAGAUAAUCUUGGAGAAUGUCUCUGCUUGGAGAAACGAGGCACAAGCAAGUCAGAUCUCCCUGCCUCGGCUGGUUGACAUGGACUGGAGGGUAGAUAUCAAGACAUCUUCAGACACCAUCAACAGAAUGGCAGUCCCUACUUGUCUGCUACAGUUAAAGAUUCAGGAAGAUGCUGCCUUAUGUAGAAAUAGUCCUGUUGUUUCUGCACUGACUGUGGAACUGAGUAAAGAAACCCUGGACACUAUGUUAGAAGGUCUAGGAAGAAUCCGGGACCAACUUUCUGCUGUUGCAAACAAAUGAAAACCCAGUAAUGUGAAUUCCAGCAGUGUGGAAGGGAAAUAUUCUGUGCCCACGACUCUCCUAAGUUGCAACUUACUAUAGCGUGUUUUAUGUAUUAGCCAAACAUAAUUAAAAAGAUUUAUUUUUUUGAGUUAACAAGAUAGCUUUUCAAAAGCUAACAUUUAAACAUUCCUUUGGCCUGGUGCCAAAAAGUGUUUUCAUAACGUUAAAAAAAACACAAAAAAAAAAACAGUUCUCUAUUUCAGAAAAAGGUUUAAGGGCUCAGAGCUUGGUUUAAUCACAAGGGUCAUAAUUGGAAAUGGCAAAUAGCUGCAGCCAAUGAUGCAAGUGCUAUCUUCCUGCCCAGAAAUUAGGAUCUAAAAGGCUCAAGCUGGUUAAUGGGCUGCCUUCCAACAUUAGCAGACAAGGAGGGUACUUCUCCCUGUAAUGCGUGUGUACUGAGGUGCAUGCUAGAUGUAGCGCUCUCCUUCUCAAUGAAGCACAGCCAUGCUGCAGAUUGUUAUUACAGGAUAAUGCUUUGAAAUGGGGCAAUUAUGCUACAACACAUUCCCUUCUGAUCAGCUUUAUAGCACCAUUUGCAAAAUGACUAGUCUGAACAUCUUUAGCUGCAAACAAUUUCCUCCUUCUGUUUGAAAAGAAAAAAGGAGUUCAUAUAAUUAAUGUUUGUGUUUAUUAGACUUUGGACUUUGCAGAAAAUGCAGACUGAAGAAAUUAAGAAUUGAUAGUCUUUGUGCUGCCUUUCUACAGUGAAUGGUGCCUGUACUUCCCCAAAGCGUUCAGAUGUUUGUAUAAAUCUUUAUUUAAUUAAAAAAUGAACUGCUAAUUGA